Messenger RNA from Mercenaria mercenaria, 2285 nucleotides. Its product is annotated as retinaldehyde-binding protein 1-like. Bases 114 to 1088 code for a protein of 324 amino acids. Lineage: Eukaryota; Metazoa; Mollusca; Bivalvia; Venerida; Veneridae. The record is from RefSeq and is a predicted model, not a curated record. The transcript is spliced from 8 exons. Gene Ontology annotation, cellular component: membrane. Gene Ontology annotation, molecular function: phosphatidylinositol bisphosphate binding.
GGCAAGUUAAAUCGAUACACAUGAAAUGCGAGCCCAAUAAACAGGCAAAAUAGUAUUACAGUGUGUAUUACACGGAAGAUAGUUUGUUAAAAAAGGACUUAAAAGAUUAAAAUAUGUCUUCCACAGACGACUUCACUGGUACACUAGAUGAGGAAAGCCAGCAAAGGGCGAAAAAGGAACUUAAUGAAGACGAGAAGAACAGAGCCGGCGCCGUUGAUACCCUCAGACAAUGGGCAAUGCAACAAAAAUGGCUGAAGACGCCGACAGAUACGAAAUUUUUGGUGAAGUUUUUGAGAGUAAAGAAAUACAGUCAGCUUGAAGCGAGGAAAGCAUUAGAACGUUAUUGGAAAGUAAGGUCCAGCAUACCGGAAUGGUUCAGUAACAAAGAUCCAAGAGAUCCUAAAAUACAGGAUGUCUUCGACAAAGGGUUUAUGUUGCGUCUGCCAAGAGUUGACAAACUUGGAAGGAUUUAUGUUCUACAGAGAACAGGCUGCUUAGACCCGGAUUAUAUCACUGACAAGAAAAAACUGAAUGGAAGUGAUGCUAUAUUCCGUGCAGCAACGGCACUUAUCGACUGGGUGACAAUGGAUGAACGAGCACAAGUGAAUGGUAUGGUAGUGAUAUUGGAUAUCACUGGAUACAGCCUGAAACACAAACUUGUCAUACACACAACAGAUAAUGUGAAAAGGUUUACUUCCAUCUUGCCGACAAACCCCAAUCGUGUGAAAGGUAUCCAUAUGUAUAACUUACCACUCGUAUUUGAAACCGUGCUUACGCUUGUGAAGACAUUUAUGAAACAAAAACUCAAGGAUAGGAUUCAAACACACGGACAAACGCUCGUAUCGCUAUAUGACAGUAUCGAUAUGAGUGUUCUACCUGCAGAGUAUCUGCCCGAUGAUUAUACAGGUCCAUGCUCGGGAACAUUAGAAGAAAUUAUAGCAUAUAACAAAGAGGAAAUAACGAAACAACCAGUUGUUGACUAUAUAAUGGAUCUCACAAGUCCGGGAAAGUAUGGAGUGGACUCAAAACUGAAACCGGCAGAGGACGACGUUCCAUCAGCAUCCUUUAGAAAACUUAAUGUUGACUGAAACUUGAAUUUCGUGUUGACAUUUUUUUUAUUCUGAAAAAGAUCUAGAGUCAUUUAUCUUACUUUAUUUAGAUGGACACAUGCUGGUAUGCUAGUUCUCAUUUAAAGACGAAGGAAUCUCAGCAAUUUAGUUACCCCACGGUCAUAUUUGAAAAAUGCAGUGUUAAUUAUUGAAUGUGAGAUGAAUGGAAGAAUUUUUGGAAUGGAGUUUCUACCCGGCUGCCAAUCCGUCGUUAAAGUAAGACGCCGAGAGGAACCGGAAGUCAUUUAACGCUAUUAAAGCUAGAUAGUCGCCUUAUGAUCCAAACUUAGCAUCAUAAAAGACAGCUCAGUUAAUAUUUGCUUUUGCUACAGCUUUCUUUAAUUAUGCAUUUUCUUAUACAUUUGUAUAUCAGUGUAACUAUUUUAUACUCUAAUAUUGUAGAAAAAUCUAGAGCAUUUCCUAUUUUCAACAGGUCUGCGUUUGUUUCUAUGCCUCGUGACACCUGUAACAUCAACAGGGACGAAUGCUAGUUUAAUAAAUAUAUGUUCCUAAACUACCUGUAAGUCAAAAAGCACACAUGCUAGACGAACUUUAACAACGUUUAACAAAUCUUAAUCACAGAGACGCUCCACAGGAGCUCGAUGUCGGGAACGCAGAUUUUUCGGCCUUAUCCGGCCUUUAUGUAUUGGCGGAGCUUACAGCCUUCACGAAUAUUAUCCAAAGUUUCCAUAAUCUCAACUUUUAAAAAUUACUCACAAACUCGGGUAUACUAAAAAUGUGUUGUUUUUUUUCAGUCUACCGGCACCUUGACGGUAAUUUAUGAAAGUUACGAUUUGGGCAAAAUAAGACCAUAUUCUUUGAGUUUGGUCCUUCGGUCACGGUAUAAAGGCAAAACCGCGCAGGAAAAAUACGAUCAUGACUCCGAGCUCCUGUGAGACGCUCUACAGAAUUUUAGAAAAUCAACAGUAGGGCCUAUACUGCGUGAUACUAUUAGGGUCCGAUCGCAAACAAUUCCGAAAUAGGUGCAUUUACAAACAAAGGCAGAUAACAAGAUUUAAUGUUCUUGUUUUAUUUGAUAUGUUGACACAAAAUAUAAUUAUUUUCCAACAGACGCGGCUUCCUGAAAAAAAGUUCAUAGGCUUGCAUUUAAUUUCAUUUGAUACAUUAUGCAUGUACAACUAUGUACAUAACUGGAUUUUUAAAACUUUCCAAAAA